UGAAUGCGAGUCUAGGGCUUAAUACUUCCUAAUUCAGAGGGUGCGGGCUGCUAUCAAACUCUGAAGUUAGAGCUAUAAUCUAAUUUGACCUUAAAUCCAGUUGCGGGACCUUGAGAUGUAUGGUCGAGUAGGAAAUGAAAUUAACAUGUCGUGAACUUCUACCCAUCUUUAAAACCCGCUCCGUACCAUGUGAUAGUGUCAGGAACAUGUGAUCGUCCCGGAGGUUGGUCCUCUAAAACCAACAUUUGUUGUCAAGAUUAGGAGGAAGGUAGUUGAACAGAAGCAUCAGCCGUGACUGUUUGGAGAAGCAGCGCCACACAGCAAUCGGCUGAAGACAUGACUCCAGAGAAGGAAGGCAGUGGUCUGGACAACUACGCGUUUGCACUCGAGGGGCGAUUCUGCGAUCUGCCUCGCGCCAAUGGCGGCAAAACGAGCGGCGCGGACCAAGACGGCAACAAGCUGGCGUACUGCGUCACAGACGUUCCCCCCUGGUACCUGUGCAUCGUCCUGGGCGUCCAGCACUGUCUGACCGCAUUCGGAGGCAUCAUCGCCAUCCCGCUGAUCCUGUCCCAGGGCCUGUGUUUGCAGCACGACGGCCUCACGCAGAGCCACCUCAUCAGCACCAUCUUCUUCGUCUCUGGCAUUUGCACCUUGCUGCAGGUCACCGUUGGCAUCAGGCUGCCCAUUCUCCAAGGCGGCACCUUCACACUGUUGGCGCCCUCCAUGGCCAUGCUGUCCAUGCCCGAGUGGACGUGCCCCUCGUGGACCCAGAACGCUAGCUUGGUCAACACGUCGUCCACAGAGUUCACAGAGGUGUGGCAGAGUCGGAUGAGAGCGCUCCAGGGCUCCAUCAUGGUCGGCUCCCUCUUCCAGGUGUUUGUCGGCUUCUCGGGCCUCAUCGGCCUCUUCAUGCGCUUCAUCGGGCCCCUCACCAUCGCUCCCACCAUCUCUCUCAUUGGACUGUCACUGUUCGACUCAGCCGGCAGCAGCGCUGGCAACCACUGGGGCAUUUCUUCCAUGACGACAGCGCUGAUCAUCCUGUUCUCACAGUACCUGCGUCACAUCUCUUUGCCUUUCCCAACGUACAGCAGGGACAAAAAGCUGCACACCUCCCGCGUCUACAUCUUCCAGAUUCUCCCUGUCCUGCUUGGAAUCACUUUGUCUUGGCUGAUCUGCUUUAUCUUGACAACCUACAAUGUGCUUCCCACUGAUCCAGACCAGUAUGGUUACCUGGCCCGCACUGAUAUAAAAGGAGACGUUAUUGGGCAGGCACCCUGGUUCAGUUUCCCAUAUCCAGGCCAGUGGGGGGUGCCCACUGUGAGCCUGGCCGGGGUGGUGGGCAUCCUCGCUGGUGUGAUUUCCUCCAUGAUUGAGUCUGUCGGAGACUACCACGCAUGCGCCAGGCUGUCCGGGGCCCCGCCUCCCCCUAAGCAUGCCAUCAACAGGGGCAUCGGCAUCGAGGGGCUGGGCUGUUUGCUGGCCGGAGCCUGGGGCACAGGAAAUGGCACCACCUCGUACAGUGAGAACGUCGGCGCCCUGGGCAUUACGAAGGUGGGCAGUCGUAUGGUGAUCGUGGCCAGCGGGGUGCUGAUGGUGGUCAUGGGUGUGUUUGGUAAAGCCGGGGCCAUAUUCACCACCAUCCCGUCGCCUGUGAUCGGAGGCAUGUUCAUGGUUAUGUUCGGGGUCAUUUCAGCUGCAGGAGUUUCUAAUCUACAGUACGCAGAUAUGAAUUCAGCCCGAAACAUCUUCAUCUUUGGCUUUUCCAUGUUCUCUGGACUUGUCAUUCCUAACUGGAUACUGAAGAACCCGACAGCCAUCGCUACAGGUGUGGUAGAACUGGACCAGGUGCUGCAGGUCCUUCUCACAACCAGCAUGUUUGUGGGAGGUUUCUUUGGCUUCGUGCUGGACAACACCAUUCCAGGAACAAAGCACGAACGAGGCAUCCUGGCGUGGAACAAGGCUCACGAGGACGAUUCCAGCAACACGCUGGAGAGCGGAGAGGUCUACGACCUCCCCUUCGGCAUCAGCUCCUACUUGUCAUCCUCCUCCUGGCUCCGGUACAUACCGUUCUGCCCACCGGGUGCGCCCAGCUCUCUGGGUGGAUGUGGCGCAGAUGCUAAAUCCCUGGAGCCCAAGCAGCCGCUGGGGCACCCAGAGCCUGCACAAAUCAUUAUCGGAGUGGCUCUGUGAGUCGUGAAGUCUCUGUAGCGUGCCACUUUGGGGGAUUUUCCAAACGCAACAUCUGAGGCAGCUCGAUUUGGACCUCAUGGUCCUUGUUAAAGACAAUGUACUGUAACAACAGGGUGCAAAGUGUCUCUAAUGACCUUUUGGAGUGACCUUUGCGAUGCUAUCUUGACUAAUAUAUGGACAUCCUUUUGGGUAGGUGAAUAGAGAUAUUUUUCUGUACAAUCGAUUGUAUUUUCAUCGCCUAACACGUCUGAGUAUGAAUAAUGGUAUCAUUUAUUUAGAGCUUGAUGUUUUAUUAUAUUUCCACCCAGGUGCUAGACAAACACACAGUGAAAUGACACUUGAAUGCAGGCAGACCCUAAAUUUAACGCCGCCUUCUGCUUCCUGUUUAAAUGUAUGGGUGUGCAACGCAUCAUUUAAAUGGAGAUUUUCUGCAGCAGUGUAUAUUUAAUAUAGAGACCAGGCAACAUGCAUACCGUAUGUUGGAUUACAUGUUUUCACAGCUUUUCCCUCAAGUGAUUCAACCCACCAGUCUGUUCAUACUUACUCACUGAUAUCUUGUAUACAUAUUAAGUUCUCACACGGAACUGGACAGUGACAUACAAGUUCACGAAAGACUCCUAUGUUGUGAAGCGUGGUCGUCUUAUUCCACAGGACUGGUGAAGUAACAUUAAAAAUGGGCGGAUGGAAGCUCUUCCUUUGA
This is a messenger RNA of Betta splendens (Siamese fighting fish), 2890 nucleotides long. RefSeq names its product solute carrier family 23 member 4 (gene slc23a4). Gene Ontology annotation, biological process: transmembrane transport. The coding region runs from base 337 to 2190 and encodes 617 amino acids. NCBI's taxonomy places the organism in Eukaryota, Metazoa, Chordata, Actinopteri, Anabantiformes, Osphronemidae. Gene Ontology annotation, cellular component: membrane. The record is from RefSeq and is a predicted model, not a curated record. Gene Ontology annotation, molecular function: transmembrane transporter activity. The transcript has 13 exons.